GGAACACCCACUUGAGGAGGACAAGGCAACCCACUCCAGUAUUCUUGCCUGGAGAAUCCCAGGGAAAGAGGAGCCUGGAGGGCUACAGUCCAUAAUGGUGCAAAAGAGUUGGACAUGACUGAAGCCACUUAACACGCACGGUCUUUCCUUUAAGUGGCUUCUAGAUAAAAUCUGUGGGCUUUCUCUUCAUCUGGAUGUCUGGUACCACAGGGUCCUUUUCUCUCACUCCCUGAUUUCUGCUCUUCCUCCAUUCCAGAACCCUGGCCAUCAGUCUGACCAACUGCAAGUAUGAGAGUGAAGCACCUAGCUCAUCACUCAAAUGACUGGGCAUCAGAGGAUACUUAGGGUUGCAGUUUUCACUCUGAAGACAGUUCUCGCAAUUUGCUCCCAGCCCCUGGAUCUCGUUCAGUUCAGUUCAGUCACUCAGUCGAGUCCGACUCUUUGUGACUCCAUGGACUGCAUCAUGCCAGGCUUCCCUGUCACCAAGUGCUGGAGCUUACUCAAACUCGUGUCCGUCGAGUCAGUGAUGCCAUCCAACCAUCUCAUCCUCUGUCAUCCCCUUCUCCUCCCGCCUUCAAUCUUUCCCAGCAUCAGGGUCUUUUUCAGUGAGUCAGUCCUUUAAAUCAGGUGGCCAAAGUAUUGGGAGUUUCAGCCUCAGGAUCAGUCCUUCCAAUGAAUAUUCAGGACUGAUUUCCUUUAGGGUUAACUGGUUUGAGCUCCUUGCAGUCCAAGGGACUCGAAAGAGCCUUCUCCAACACUACAGUUCAAAAGCACCAAUUCGUUAGGCUGACUUACAACUUGUCACCUCCGUCCUUCAAACCUUAGCCUAGAUUUACUGCUAAAUCUGGACUCUGGGUGCAGCCCGGGGCUAGAGGUCAUCCAGGCGACAAGAAGUCCGUUUCCCAGAGGAGUCGAGUUCCCACAGCUCGGAGCUGUCGCCAUCAGAGAACCGCUGAGGGGACGCCCUUCCUGUGACCGUGGCGGAGGCAGGCGGCCUGAGCAGCCCUUGGGGUAGACGGGCGGGAGGCUCUUAGCCAAUGAUCUCGUCUUAAAAAUUUAUCGCGUUUGGCAGGAGCGUCCUCUACCUCAUUCCGGUUCCGGGAGUUGCAGGGUAAAUACCCCCCCUCCCCCGCCCCGCCCUGUAGUUAUUAGGGGAGGACUCGGCCACAGAGCGGUUUAAACCCAAAAGCCACGCCUUCAGCUUGAAGCCGGAAAGAACCGCGACCUCCCCCAGCUCUCGCCCACGCGUACUUCCGGUUCCGUCCCUGGCUUCCGGUGCUGCCACUCCGCGGGUCGUGAAGGGUUUUUUCUGUAAACAUGGCGUUUUCCCUGAAGGUUUUCCUGGGCGGCCGUGUCUGCGCAGCUGUCGCUCGCUGUGGGUUUGCUACCCGGGGGGUGACCAUCCCGGGCUCUAUCAGCCGAGAACCGGAUCCCGAUUUCGACUGGGAACCGGAGGAGCGAGAACUGCAGGAGGUGGAGAGCGCCCUGAAGCGACAGAAAAAAGCCAUUCGGUUCCAGAAAAUUCGGAGGCAAAUGGAGGCGUCAGGUGCCCCGCCCAGGACCCUGACGUGGGAAGCCAUGGAGCAGAUCCGGUAUUUACACAGGGAAUUUGCAGAGUCUUGGUCAGUUCCCAGAUUGGCUGAAGGCUUUGAUGUCAGCAUCGAUGUGAUCCGAAGGGUUUUAAAAAGCAAAUUUGUACCCACACUGGAACAGAAACUAAAGCAGGAUCAGAAAGUCCUUAAGAAAAUCGGACUUGCUCGUUUGCUCCCGGAGCUCCCAGGCCCUGGAGAUUCCUCCAAACUGCUUUCUGUAGACCCGUCUGUAUCAGGUUCUUUUCUGAUGCCUGGAGAUGAAGCCUCAUCCAAAGGCGAUGGUCACAGCACAGCUUUGAAAGCGAUUGAAUUGAACACUCAGAGUACAAAUAUACCAACGAGACAGACGGAAAGGAAUAAAGGAGUCCAGGAGGAGGGGAAGAACUUUGUGCCUGUUGCUGCAGGUCACCCUACCGGCACUUGUAGGGGCGCCAGAGGAAUUGACAGUGAUGGAUUACCCAGUGACAAGAAGCUGGAAGAGCUGAAGGCAGGUGACCAGAUCUUCAGCAACAGAGUCAUGCAGAGGGGACGAGAGUUCUUUGACAGUAAUGGGAACUUCCUGUACAGAAUCUGAGUCGGGAUGUGCCACGUGUGACACACAGCUGGGCAAGUGUAUUUGGUUCUGCCUGGGUUUCUGUGUACAGAUUUCCACCUUGGAAGUGAGGGGGAACGAUGAGCCUGGAAUGUGGGAUGAAAGGUUUGAAUCUGACAAAGGUCAGAGGACUUCACAGGGCAGAUGUGUCUGGGAGCAGAGCAGUGACCCCCCAGGCAGAGUCCAGCCUCCUGGAGCACAGCCCCUGCUCUGACCCAUUUCCAUCUGCAGAUUUCACCCUUCUCCUCGGGCUGUCUGUGUGUUGAAAGACCUGUAUUGCAUGUGUUGUUACAAGUUUCUGUGAUACUUGCAGUAUAUUUGGGAGGAGAUUGUUUGUCUUCUCACCUCAUUUACUUCUUGAUUAAUGAACACAGUUCUGGAACUGCUUAGUCAAUUGGUUGUCCUCAUUAAAUGCAAAAUAAAGCAAAAUGAAGCA
Messenger RNA from Odocoileus virginianus texanus, 2620 nucleotides. RefSeq names its product neugrin, neurite outgrowth associated (gene NGRN). Gene Ontology annotation, cellular component: nucleus. NCBI's taxonomy places the organism in Eukaryota, Metazoa, Chordata, Mammalia, Artiodactyla, Cervidae. The record is from RefSeq and is a predicted model, not a curated record.